AUGCUUAUAAAACGACGAGGCGGAGAGCUCACCACAGAGCUGUUUCUUGCAGCCCUGGUCCUCUGCAGAGCAUCACUCCGCCUCAUCAGCCAAGGUCCGUUUCCUGCCUGCAUCCCGGUGCAGCCAUGCUGGGCACAGCAGUGCGGCUCUCAGUCCUGCUCGGCUUCCUUGGCUUUGGGAAAGGCCAGAUGUUUCACAUGGGACCAUGCCCAGAUCCACCAGUCCAAGAAAACUUCGAUAUCAACAAGUAUUUGGGGAAAUGGUACGAGAUAGAGAAGCUGCCAUCAACUUUCGAGAAAGGAAGCUGCAUCCAGGCAAAUUACUCGUUGAGGGAGAACGGGAAGUUCAAGGUGAUCAACAAGGAGAUGCUUUCCAAUGGCAAAGUCAAUGAAGUCGAAGGAGAAAUGAUGCACAUGGAUGUAAAGGAGCCGGCCAAGCUGGGCGUCCGCUUUAACUGGUUCAUGCCUUCUGCCCCUUACUGGGUCAUCUCCACCGACUAUGAAAACUAUUCACUGGUUUACUCCUGCACCAACAUCCUCUGGCUCUUCCACGUUGACUACGCCUGGAUUAUGUCAAGAUCUCCCGAGAUGCACCCAGAAACCGUGGAGCACCUGAAGAGCGUUCUCCAGUCCUACAAGAUUGACACCGAGAAAAUGAUGCCCACGGAUCAACUUAACUGCCCUCCUGAGAUGUAACUCCCAGCACACAGCGACACAGCACCAGGCCAGCGAUGAACUUUGUUGCUUUAUUAUCCAUUAGAAUUUCUCUAUGUAAUAGAGAAAUGUAAUAAUCCUUUCGCUAACGGUAGUUUGCCAGCCCUGAGUUACUCCUUGCUGUCAUUCCCUCUACCACUCUCCCCGCUUUUUUGUCUUGCCCUGACUUUUGCAGUGUAACUGACUGAUUCAAAGCUAAUGGGCGAAGAAGAGAAACCAUGAAGUGCAGAUGCCCACAGACCAAUGUAACUGCCCUCCCGAGACGUAACUCACGGCAUGCAGUGACACAGCACCAGGCCAGAUCUGCUGUUGCUGUGAGUCCUCCAGUAUGUGGAUGGGAAAGGGUAUGAGAUGUCACGUGCAAGUAUUAGUCCUGGGGAAAAACCUUUCAUCACACAGCUCCAGGUUUGUUUCCCAUUUUAGUCUUGAUGCUUCUGGGCCUGCUAGGAGUCUAUGGUGUCUGAGCUACAUUGCGGGCACUGCCUUCCCAACGGCAAUGCCCAGACACGGUGGGUUGGUCCUACAGCCUGGGAACUGAGACUGGGGGUCUUGAAUGUUUUCUGGUGCAGAAUGUUGCUGCCAAGCCAGAGGACCUCCUCGCUAGAAAUCAGAUCUGGCCCUUUGUAUUUAAAGUCUAAAAAUGUCCAGAAAUUCAGCAUCCCUCCACCCCCAGUGUCUGUAUGUGUCCUGUCUUGCCUCUAGUGAGGCUAGUCCUGCACUCCCAAGGGGUCAGCUCUGAGAGUACCUGUAAGCAGACAGAAGGAGACAGGGCUGCUCCCUUGUCCUCUCCUCUGGAGGCUUUUCCCCGAACACCGAGAGACAGCAGGCUCUGCCUGACAUCCUGCUCACCGCUUUUGUACGUGCUGAGUGCCUGCUGGCAUUGCAUCUGCCCAGGCAGGUGUUCACCAGGCACCGUGACAACUCUGCUUGAAUAGCAUUGAUGCAACUCAUUAAAAAUGAAAUCAAAGUA
Molecule: messenger RNA, 1683 nt
Organism: Harpia harpyja (harpy eagle)
Lineage: Eukaryota; Metazoa; Chordata; Aves; Accipitriformes; Accipitridae
Gene: APOD
Product: apolipoprotein D
Exons: 5
Coding region: 126-695 (189 amino acids)
Biological process (GO): brain development; lipid transport; tissue regeneration
Molecular function (GO): cholesterol binding
Source: RefSeq, a predicted model, not a curated record